AUUCUGUUUAGGUGUCUUGUCAAUAUACAUUACCGUGUAAUAAACAGUAAUACCAAAUAAGAAAGCUGUCAUCAUUGACACCUGUAUAUGGUAUGGCAUCUGUGACUUAUAAUCUAAAGCUAUGGAGUCUUCAACAACACAGUGUAUUAGAUAAAGAUGGAGCUGCUGUUCGUUACCAAGAAAAAGAAACCAAUGCCACCCCAACUUCAGAGUAUUAUGACAUCAAAAAAGCUUAUGUCACCAGUCGUGAUGGAUUGUGGUGUCCCAGGAAUAAACGACCCGUUAAAUUGCGAGAACAAAUAAAGUUAGUUGAAGAUACAUUAAGAAGUACUGAAGUUGUGUGUGUGAUUUGGAAACACUUUGAUACAGUUCAGCUUGUGUUUUCUACUGGUUUGAUUGUUGACAUUGAAGUGACAAAACAACUCGAUAUAAAGAGAAUAAACUUUGAAAAAUCUCUACAAGGAAAACUAUCUACACCUGCAUGUUCUGCAAUCUAUGCAGAACAAUUUGUCUGCUUUUCAUUUAACAGCCAAACGAAACUUGCGUUCCUGUCUCUUAAAAAUGAAGUCAAAGUUUCCUAUAUUGAAUUACCAGGUACACAUUCAAAAAUUGUUCGUUAUUUAAGCGUGAACGAUAGUGAAGAUAUGAUGGUAUGUUGGUGGCAUCAUGGGCCUUGGUUUCAAACGGCUCACGAGAACGAACAUCAUAAUAUGGUUUUACUUGGUUGUUCAUUUGGCAGGUUAGAAGUUUUGAGCACAAUUCUCAGUGAAAAUAAUCUAAUUAGCCUUGAAUUUGGCCACAAUAAUUCAAACCAGAUUCUUACCCUGGAAAAGUCAGUAAACCAUAGAAAAGAACGCCAUCUUGAUUUUGUGACAUACGAAUGCUCCCAGAACAAAAUGCAAAGACUUAGCGUUAUUUCAUUUCCCGUAAAAACUGGCGUUCUUUCAUCUGCACGAAGCAGUGCUGAAGACAAAGUAGUUGUUGGUUGUAGCGAUGGUUCUCUCACUGUUUAUGACCUCACAAUACAACAAACUGUUGCCACGGUAACUCGUACCGGCACUGUACCCACCCUGUUGUCAUGGAUGAGUGAUGUAGUUGUGGUCGGCAGCGCGCAGGGGGAAGUCACGUUGUUCGACAACGCCCUUAACUCUAUUUCUUUUGUUAAUCUUGAAGAAAAUGCGUCUAAGAAAUUAGAGCUUUCCCAAUACAUUUCAUCGGGCAGUGGUCUUUUAAAAAUCCGGCACAAUAACAAUGGUGACAUGAUGCUGUUGUUUAAUGGAGGACCACUGGCAGUGCUAAGUUUAGAUGGUUGUUUCACAACUACUGGCAUCACAAAACUUCUGUUAGCUAAUGAUAAUAUCACACAAGCAGUGUCAUUGUUAUGUUCAAUCAACUGGAACCUUGAUGGGGAGGUGGCUUACCAGAACCUCAUGCGUAUUGUCGAUCAUUUGCUGCAGUUACCUCUGAAUCAUCUCCGAGAAAAUCAACUGGAAGGUUCAUUUUCCUCGUUUUAUGCUUCUUCUCGUCCAAUCUCAGAACCAGUUGUGUUAAAGUAUCGGACAGCUAUAAGUUGUUACGCUCGCCGUUUCUUCCACCACCUCCUGAGGUACUCCCGCUUUGAAAAGUCCUUCCUCCUUGCCAAGGACAUCGGAUCUUCCGAUCUCUUCCUGGACAUUUACUUUGCAGCGAAAGAAGUUGGAGAGACACAGCUUGCUAAACUUGCAAAGCAGAAAGCUGAUGAGAUUAUUGCUGCAGAAUCCUCUGAAAGCGAUUCGGAAGGAAUUGAUUUAAAUAUGUUGUCACUUUCUGGAGUCAACAAUCAAGACAGCAAGGAUUAUCUUGCAAUGGAGUUAAUGCAGGAGAUGAAUCGUAGUGCUGAAGCUGGUGCAAGUACCCUGAAAGUUACCAAUCUUGGAUUUGUAUGACGAAAUCACUUACUUUACAAGCUCAAACCACUGUAUGUGGUCACCCUUAUUGCUGCUAAAUGGUGUCAUAUGUUAGUGACAUGUAUUUUAUAGCGUAUUAGUGUGUCAUGUGUUAUUGGCAUGCAUCUGAUAUAGUAUUAUUGCAUUUUUUGAGUUUUUUCACAUACUUUAGUACUUGGUUGCUCUCAUUGUAUUUGUAACACAAAAAAGUUAAAGUGUUUAUUUUUAGUGAUAAAAUUUAUUAUUUUUUAAUAAAAAAAACGGUGCAUUAAUUUCUUGUUAAUAAACGAAUAAAAGCAUUUGAAGAA
Ciona intestinalis (vase tunicate) is the source of this 2233-nucleotide messenger RNA. NCBI's taxonomy places the organism in Eukaryota, Metazoa, Chordata, Ascidiacea, Phlebobranchia, Cionidae. The record is from RefSeq and is a predicted model, not a curated record.